AUGACUGAAAUUCCACCAGUGGAUGAAUUGCCUUCCCGUUGGGAAAUUGAGUUGGAAUUUGUUCAAUCAUUGGCAAAUACCCAAUACUUGAUGUAUCUUGCACAACAGGGCUGUUUCAAGGAUGAGACGUUUCUGAACUAUUUGAAUUAUUUGAACUAUUGGAAAGAUCCACAGUACUCAAAGUUCUUGGUGUACCCAGACUGCCUUCAUAUCCUCACACUCUUGCAAAAUGAGAAUUUCCGAAAACAGUUGCUCAAUCAAAACUUCACAAGCAUCUUGUACAAUGAUAUGGUGGACUAUUGGAGAGAGCCGUUGAUUAAGGACGAAAAGGAGAAAGAUAAGGGGAUACUUAAUGGUGUGUCAGCCUCCCCGGAAAAGGUAAAGGGGGAAACGGUGGAAGCAGGUGCUUCCUUGUCUCCAGAAAAAGAUAAACAGGAAAUCAAAUAG
This is a messenger RNA of Pichia kudriavzevii, 447 nucleotides long. RefSeq lists its product as uncharacterized. The transcript has a single exon. The coding region runs from base 1 to 447 and encodes 148 amino acids. Gene Ontology annotation, cellular component: core mediator complex; mediator complex. NCBI's taxonomy places the organism in Eukaryota, Fungi, Ascomycota, Pichiomycetes, Pichiales, Pichiaceae. The record is from RefSeq and is a predicted model, not a curated record. Gene Ontology annotation, biological process: regulation of transcription by RNA polymerase II. Gene Ontology annotation, molecular function: transcription coregulator activity.